Molecule: messenger RNA, 1645 nt
Organism: Botrytis cinerea B05.10
Lineage: Eukaryota; Fungi; Ascomycota; Leotiomycetes; Helotiales; Sclerotiniaceae
Exons: 2
Coding region: 190-900 (236 amino acids)
Molecular function (GO): acyltransferase activity, transferring groups other than amino-acyl groups
Source: RefSeq, a predicted model, not a curated record
GGCUUUGAUAUUCAACUCCAGUGAAACGCGGCUUUGUACGGCACUCUGAGCAAUUUCUAACUAACCUCAUUCUUGGAAUGGAUGCUGGCACAUGGAAAUUACUUAUUGCCUAGCUUUUGAGCUCUCCAGAAGGCUCGAAACCAUUUCAGCGCUGUCCAUCUCAAAGAUAUUACUACACGAAGUCUCGAAAUGACUCUCCAGCUUCGGCCCGUUGAUUUCGAGGUUGAUUUCCCUGCGCUUGCACGGUGCUUGUUUGAGUCUUACGAAAGCCCUUUGCAAACAUUCUUUCAUCUAUGGUUCUCUAUCCAUGGAACAAGUGAUAAUGCCCGCGAAGAUGCAAUUGAUGAAGCAGCAACUCGACUGAAGCAGUGGCAUACUCACGAUCCAUCGAGUUACUGGCAAAAAGUCGUCGAUACUGAAAAUGGUAGAAUUUUAGGAGGGGCGCUAUGGAAAAUUUACAAUGAAACCCCAUUUGAAAACCCACCGCCUUCUACUUUGACUUGGUUUCCGGAUAAUAGCUCCCGCAAGUAUGCCGAGCAGGCACUGCAAACAUAUUCUAGGCCCCGAUACAAAAUAGCACAAAAACCACACAUUUAUCUUCAUAUCGUCUUUACCCAUCCAAACUACCGACGCAAAGGGGUUAGCCAACAGUUUAUCAACUGGGGCAUGAAAAAAGCGGAUGAGUUAGGUUAUGAGUUUCUUCUUGACGCAACACCGUAUGGGCGACCCCUAUAUGAGGUGAACAGUUUUGUCUACGUUGAAGAGAACAUCAAUCAUCCACAGGCCGAUACUCCGGAUGAAAAAUGGAAGGAGAUCGACGAGAAAGUAGGCCCUUUUACUUUCUGGCUCAUGAAAAGGCUUCCUGGAGAUAGGACCGAGGUAGGAAGAACAAGCAAGUAGUGGAAAGAUGAUCAAGAACAAUCGUUUAUCAUUAACUGAAGUUCGAAACACACUUGACUGUUCUCCUUGGAACUUGCAUCGAAUGCGCAGUAAACCUUUCCUCUCCGCGUUUCUCGAGCAUCAUUUUUCUGAAAAAUACAUUCGCAAUUAAGUUUUACCAGGUGUGCAAAUAAGUAAGUGAGCGGACUCCGAUGAUGAUAGCUGGGAGCUCUUGCCAUCCUGAGUCAAAGGGGAGAGAGCCGUAUGGAUGUCGCUGUUAUCAAACAAAAUCGUUUACUCUGCGAAAUCCCAUGGAUUGACUAUAAGAAUGAGCCUAAGAUCAGAUGCCCCGUGUAUUGUCGUCUUAAGAAUCGAUUGUUCCACAUCAGACCAAUCAACUGCACCGAGAUGAAGAUAAGUGAAUACUCAAUGGGUAUCAGAAAAGAAGCCAUCUUCACAGCCUUCUCUCCUUAUUUUCAGAUGGCAAGCAAUUCCCUACAUACUUUCAAGUUCCUGCUUGUCCACUCAUCAGCUAUAUUCCAUCGAGGUGAGACACCUAGGUGAAUAACGUAAUUGACAGGACUGACCUAGAGAUGAGCCUUUCCAUCUGUCUUCCUAAUUAAGGGAGAGGGGCGAAUUAGCUUUGAUAAUUCCAUUUCAUUCAAGAUAUUCGUAAUGAGAAUUGCGAUUGAGGUGAAUUUAAGAUUUCCCCUCUUUCUUACGAGAUUUGAAUAUUUCCUCGAAUUCGAAGUCUUCUUCUGAUACA